AUCUACUUUACCAAUUGACCACCUGGUCUUAACUACGUAACAAGCUGCGCGCCCUAAUUUCAUUUCUUUCCACAUUUCACUGAGCUCGGGUUCCGCUUCUAGAAAGGGAAGAAUGAGCUUCUCCGGCAUGGAGGAGGAGGACGAAGCCCCAGACGUCUUGUGCCACCUCGAAAACGUUCAAGGCUUAGUCGACGCCCUCACCGCCGUUCGAUGGAAGCGCCACCAGGACGCGGUUUUAGAACUGUCCGAACACGGCAUUGUCUUGAUCGUUGAAGAAAGCGGUUGCCUCCAAGCCAAGGUUUAUCUCAAACGAGAGCUUUUCAUUCGCUAUGAUUACAACGCACAAGCACGACCUCGUUUCGGGGUGAGUUUGGGGCUUUUUGUGGAUUGCUUGAAUGCUUUCUCGGUUCAUGGCCACUCCAGUGUGAUUCAGAUUCAAUAUCCAGGUCCUGACAUGCAGGUUCUUCUCAAAUCUGUAGAUUCGCCGGAUGCCAGUAUUUGUGCAGAGAUCAGAACAAGGAUUCCUGAUACAGUUGCGUGGGACUACAAUUUUGAACCUGCUGGGACAAACCCUUUAACCUUCACUGUUAAGUCUGCAGCUCUAAAGGAAGCUAUUGAGGAUCUUGAAUGGCCUGGAUCAAGCAUACAGAUAAUUCUAGAGCCCGAUCCUCCUUCUGUCACAAUGAGAGCUGAAGGACAUGGAGACUUGCAGAUAGACUUCAUGUAUUAUGUGAAUUCCGAUCUCUUGGCAGCAUUUCAGUGUGACAAUCACACUUCUUUCAAGUACAAAUAUAAGUUCCUCAGAGCAACAACUUCUAAUAUACCUAACAGUGUUAUUAAAGAAAACAGAGGAAGCAAGUUAAGCAUUGGGAGAGGAGGAAUGUUAAAAGUUCAGCAUCUGGUUUCAAUUGCCAAACCAUCCGCCUCACACACACAUGUCGAUUCUGCAGGCUAUCAACAACCAGGUCGAAUAGCUCAUAUUGAAUUCUUUCUGAAACCAGAGGAAAGUGAGGACUAAACGAAUGAUUAAUAGGCAGAAUCAAGGAAAAAUGUGCAUGAUCAUUUUCAAUAUGUUGCCUUUCAAACCCAUUCCAAAAAAGGUUCUCUAAAAGCUUUCUUUGUAUAGUUAUAAACCACUAAUUUUGCAGAAGAAAAUGUCUUUAGUUGUCUUGCGAAUAUGCAAAGUGGCUUGUUUCUCAUCAAACAGGUAGUUUAGCAGGAAAUUCCCGUUUCAUGUGUUUACUUUCAUUUUCUUGUUCAUAGCUCAAGCAGCAAUUCAUCCAUCAAAUGUAUGUUUUUAAUCUUUGGCA
This is a messenger RNA of Lotus japonicus, 1310 nucleotides long. RefSeq lists its product as uncharacterized. Lineage: Eukaryota; Viridiplantae; Streptophyta; Magnoliopsida; Fabales; Fabaceae. The record is from RefSeq and is a predicted model, not a curated record. The transcript has 7 exons. Gene Ontology annotation, biological process: DNA repair; DNA damage checkpoint signaling. Gene Ontology annotation, cellular component: checkpoint clamp complex. Bases 113 to 1018 code for a protein of 301 amino acids.